This is a messenger RNA of Glossina fuscipes, 2499 nucleotides long. It is a transcript of the gene Oatp33Eb, whose product is annotated as solute carrier organic anion transporter family member 1A1. Lineage: Eukaryota; Metazoa; Arthropoda; Insecta; Diptera; Glossinidae. Gene Ontology annotation, biological process: transmembrane transport; sodium-independent organic anion transport. Bases 154 to 2499 code for a protein of 781 amino acids. The record is from RefSeq and is a predicted model, not a curated record. Gene Ontology annotation, molecular function: protein binding. Gene Ontology annotation, cellular component: membrane. The transcript has 8 exons.
UACCCGCGACGUGAUGUGAACAGGUGCGCAAAUUUAAUAAAAUAAUGAGAACAAAUCUUUUAGUCAUUGUUGCGAUCUAAAAGCAUAAAAAUCUUUGCAAAUUUUACAAAUAUUCCACUAAGAUAUCCGUAUAAUAAUAUUAAGUAUUAAAAAAUGAGCAAUGCGAACGACACAACUGCCAAUGAUAAUACAGAUUGUGGUCUACGAACAUUGGGUUGGUGCCGAGGUGAGUCAUGUCAAAGACAUGCCCGCCUCAAAACUUUCGUUACUGUUUUGGCUUGCACUGGCUUCUUGCAAGGUAUCUGCGAGACCUACUUUCGCAUAUCAGCGAAGCAAGCAGCCGCAGAAAUUGGUUAUAAUGCCCUGUUAGUGGAAUGGCUACUAAUAAGCAGCGGUAUAUUCCAGGCUGUCUUCGCUACUAUCUAUGCCUAUUGGGCUCAUCGUUUGCAUCCAAUAAGUUGGCUAAGCGGAACUAUUAUAUUGCAAGCUAUGACUUGCGUGAUAGCUGUAAUACCGCCAAUAAUUAAUUUUUCUCAGAAUACUGCAAAUGAAACUCCAGCACUUGGAAAUGAUUUAUGUAUUUCGUAUUGGCCGCAGAAAAUGCAACAGUUUUCGCUAAUAUCGCAACAAAGUCGUUAUCUAAACUUGAUUAUGUUGUUUAUUUUGCAAUUAUUCUUGGGCUUAUCAUCCCUGGCGUUCUAUACUAUCGGAUUAACUUAUAUUGAUGAUAAUUCGAAAGUCUUUGAUAGUCCUGCAAUGAUUGGUAUUACUCUGGCUGCUAAAUUUUUUGGUUUAGAAAGCGGUUCUUUGCUGACUUUAAGCGUGGAUGCGGCAAAUCUAGGAUGGUGGUUGGGUUGGAUUAUUAUAGCACCUGCAGUCUGUAUUAGUGGCAUACUUUUGGCUCUAUUUCCUAGAAAAUUACCGCGUGAUGUACAUAAACUUGAUAGCGGAAAUAAUGUGGAUAACAACAGUGAAAAUGAACCAGAAUCUAUCCCAUUUAUUGAUGAUCCAGAUUACGGGGCAUCAAUGAAACGCUUAUUUGGCAAUAAAUUGCUUAUGUUUAAUGUUGCAAGUCUCAUGUUUAUAAAAGGGGCAACAAUAAAUUACGCUUUACAAGAAGAGAAGUAUUUGCAGUCAAGAUUCUUCUUAGCCUACAGCGAAGAAAACGGUUUAGCACAAGAAAUAAGGGCACGUUUCGUAUUGCUGUUUGUUAAAUCACCGGCGGCAGCGAUUAGUAUGAUUAUCGGUGGUUUAAUUAUAUCAAAAAUGAAAUUAACCUCUAGGAAAGUUGCUGCUCUGAAUAUAAGCAUGAGUGUAAAAUUGUUGAUAAUAUUUAUUGCUUUCGUGUUUAUAAAAUGUAACGUAGGUCCUAUAGCCGGCAUAACUAACGGUAAACUUCAGCAACCCUAUUGCUCGAGACAAUGCCUUUGCACUCCCACUACAUUUUUUCCGGUCUGUCCAGAAAACUCUACAGUUACUUACUUUUCGCCCUGCUACGCAGGUUGCACUCAAAAGUCCACUAUAGGCAGUAUAGAGAUUUAUGAAGGCUGCAGUUGUGGCGGAACCGACAACUAUGAUAUGAAUAUUGACCAUUCGCUGAGGGCAACUGAAGGAGCUUGCAGCGCCGAACGAUGUGAUAAAAUGUUGGUGAUCUUUCAAGUAUUGAGCGUUUCAAUGGCCGUAAUAUUUGGCAUGACAACUAUUGGCAAAAUUAUUAUCACCCUGCGUAGCGUCUUGCCACAGGAUAAAGGCAUAGCAUUGGCUGUUGAAAUAACUUUCGUCGGCUUAUUCGCGUUUAUACCUGCUCAUCUAGCUUACGAUUUAGUAACACGUACCACUUGCCUAUACUGGGCUCCCCAUUACGCUCGUUGCUUGUUACAUGAGACACCGAAACAUGGCAACAUUUUAAAUAUUUUAUCGGCUUCUCUUAUUGCCAUCGGCAUUUUAUUUGAUAUUUUGGUUUACUUGUAUCUAAAAGCCAUACCUGUUGCUGAGGAGCGGAGCAUUGCAAAAACUGUUACGGCCAGUAGUACUAUUAGUCCUACUGCAACUCUAUCUACAACUCUAUCUGGUACGUCAACAGUGCAACCAGCCGUUCGAUCCGAACCAAAUCCAGAAAUUACAGUUUUCCGUCAAACUAGCUCUGUAACGGAUUCCACGACUGGUGAUAAUAAUAGCAUCGUAGAAGUUUCAUCGUCUGGCGUUACUUACGCUCAGAUUGUGUUUCCUUCCAAAUCACGUAAUUCGGACAAAGAUCCCCAACGUUUUGCGGUACGGGCCGAUGUACCUUUGCAUUAUUUAACCAUUGAUGACGUUCGCUCUCCAAUGGACAAUCUACAAUCCUUCAAUCCUAAUCGUACGCAAGUUCGGAACAAGGAAAAAGAAAUUAAUAGCAGCGCAGUUAAUAAUUCGUUAAUUACUGAAAGGAAAAAUUCCUCCAAGGCAUUGGAAACGGAUAUCGAUGCCAUCAGACCUCAAAGUCCCGAGACUGAAUUGUAA